This is a messenger RNA of Scomber scombrus (Atlantic mackerel), 8086 nucleotides long. RefSeq names its product aryl hydrocarbon receptor 2 (gene ahr2). NCBI's taxonomy places the organism in Eukaryota, Metazoa, Chordata, Actinopteri, Scombriformes, Scombridae. Gene Ontology annotation, molecular function: transcription cis-regulatory region binding; nuclear receptor activity; protein dimerization activity. Gene Ontology annotation, biological process: regulation of transcription by RNA polymerase II. The transcript has 12 exons. Bases 545 to 3574 code for a protein of 1009 amino acids. Gene Ontology annotation, cellular component: aryl hydrocarbon receptor complex; nucleus. The record is from RefSeq and is a predicted model, not a curated record.
UAAACUACACACACAUUCUACAGUACACACAUGCAUAUACACACACAUUCUAAAGUACACACAUACACACACACAAACCGCGACGGGAGCGCGCAGCCGCAGCAGCAGCUCUGUCAAAUCACAACGGGGGUGACGCGCACGCAGUGGACUUACAUAAAAAUCCUCCGAGGCUCGUCUUUCUUUUUUUUCUUUUUUCUUUCUUUUUAAGCGUCUAAAAAGUGACUUUUAACGCGGUGAACCGGCUUGGAAAUACGUGAACGGUGCGAAAAUGAAAAGCUGUGACAGUUUAUUAACGUUUUGAGUCGCUAAAGAAAACAAAAAGUCGUUUUUCUUUUCCUCUCCUACAAGCUCGGAGGACAGGAGACGUGAAAGGGGAUUUUACCGCCGCUUGUUUGGCUGUUUUUUAUUUUAUACUGAACAUUUUUUUAGGGUGGGGAUGUGAGUCUUCUUGGACAAGUUCGAUCUACACCUUUUAAAAAAAACACUUCUUCUUCACAAAGCAACUUUUCCUCCUUUACUUGUGUUGGUUUCGGACUUCUUCAGCAUGCUGGGGAACACGGCGCUCUACGCGGUGAAGAAACGGAAGAAGCCGGUCCAGAAAAUCCCCAAACCUUCACCUCCCGAUGGCGCCAAGUCCAACCCUUCCAAACGCCACCGCGACCGGCUCAACGGAGAGCUGGACAAGCUCACCAGCCUGCUGCCUUUCACCGAGGAGGUCAGGGCUCGGCUGGAUAAGCUGUCCGUGCUGCGGCUCAGCGUUGGAUACCUGAAGGUGAAAAACUUCUUCAACGCCACCAUAAAGAAAGGCCAGAACGGCAGCAGCUGGACCAGCGAGCGGAGCCUGAUGUUCGGCAGCAAUCCGCUCACUCCGUCCUCCGCCUCCUCCGUCAAGUCGCCCUCCUCCGCACAGAUCACCUCCAUCGACGGGGUCAGCUUCUCCGAGGGAGACCUGCUGCUCCAGACUCUGAACGGGUUCGUGUUGGUGGUGACGGCUGAAGGUUACGUCUUCUACACUUCACCGACCAUCCAGGACUUCCUCGGCUUCCACCAGUCGGACGUCGUCCAUCAGAGCGUGUUCGAGUUGAUCCACACGGACGACCGCGCUCUCUUCAGACGGCAGCUUCACUUCGCUCUCAACACGCAGAGUCAACACGACGGCAGCGCUGAGACUCCCAGCGAGCAGAGCAGCAGCGAGGUCAACAGCAACUUGAUGACGUACGAUCCGCAGGUCGUCCCGCCCGAAAACUCGUCUUUCCUGGAGAGAAACUUCUGCUGUCGUUUCCGAUGCCUGCUCGACAACUCCUCCGGCUUCCUGGCUUUGAACUUCCGCGGCCGGCUGAAGUUCCUCCACGGUCAGAACCGGCUGUCGGAGGACGGGACGUUGAUCCCGCCGCAGCUCGCUCUGUUCGCCAUCGCCAUGCCGAUGCAGCAGCCGUCCAUCCUGGAGAUCCGUACCAAGACGCUCAUCUUCCAGACCAAACACAAGCUGGACUUCACACCCAUGGGCGUCGAUGCCAGAGGGAAGGUUGUUCUGGGUUAUAAUGAAAUCGAGAUUUGCACCAGAGGAACCGGCUACGCCUUCAUCCACGCCGCCGACAUGAUGUACUGCGCCGACAAUCACUUGAGAAUGAUGAAAACAGGAGACAGCGGCUUCACCGUCUUCAGGCUUCUCACCAAAACCGGGACGUGGCUCUGGGUCCAGGCCAAUGCCAGGAUCAUCUUCAAAGGAGGAAAACCAGACUUUAUCGUGGCCCGACAGAGAGCUUUAACAAAUGAAGAAGGAGAAGAACAACUUCGCCUCCGUCGUCUACAGCUGCCGUUCGACUUCGCCACGGGCGAGGCGCUGCUGUAUGACCUCGCCCCGACCAUCGACGUCCCCGACCCGUCCCCCGCCGCGAAGCAGAGGAAGCUGGACAACUACUCCGUCAGCCGCGACUCCCUCCUUGGCUGCAUGCUGAGCCAGGACCAGUCCGUCUACUGCGAGAACAACAGCGCCAGCAUCAACGACGUCGCCUUCAAUGACACGCACGCCACCGUCAGCGUCCCCGUCAACCUCUGGCAGCAGCAGUCCUCGCCCAAACCCGUCGGGAGCUUGGUGAACUCGGAGGCUACGGUUCAGGACAUGAUGGAGACCCUGCAGCAGAUUUUGGAGGAUAAUGAACUCACAAACAGUUUAGACGUGGAACCGGACGAGCUGAAGAGUUGGGAGAGCACCCUGCUGAAGAUGAACACCAGCACCUGCGAGAUUAACGAAGAUCUGAACGAGAUCCUCAGUCAGGACAUCCUGUCUUACGUCGAGGAGCAGCUACAAAAAGAGGGCGGACUCAAGCUGCUCGAUAACCUGGACGACAUCCCUACGUUGGACCUCCAGAACCAGGGCAUAGAUCAAAUAUUGGAGUCGAACUUCAGCUGGCCUGUGGAGACGUCGAACCAGCAGCUGAUCCCCAACGGAGUGGCGAUGAUGGCACCGGUUCUGGGGACGAUGAAGCUGACCCACGCCGAUCUCCCUCAGCUAAACGGUCCCACGCUUCAGCAGAUCGCCUCACAACAACAACAGCAGCCGCCUCUCGUCCCUUCCGUGGGUCUGAACGCUGAUUUGGGCGCCCCCGCGAUGACAUUCAACCCUUCGUUUAUGGACUCUUGCGCUCAGACGCAGAACCAGCUGAGGAGCUUACAAGUCCCCCCGAAAGACAACAACAACCUCGGAGGAUUCUCGCUCCGGCAGAAUCAUCAUCAGCUCCUCUCCAACUUACCCGUCGGCCUCCAGGACCAAAGCGCCGAAUUACAGUUAAACCCCGUCUUCACCUUCCAGGGGAACCAGGGGAGGAACCAGGGGAACCAGGGGAACCAGUGGAACGCCUCCUCGCUCUCCAACCUGACAGAAGCCGACACCUUUGAAACGUACAACCAAAAUAUUUCAAACGCACCGAGCUGCUUACCGAGCCACUUUGCACUUCAGAUGCAGAACAGCGACAAUCAGAGACAAUCAUGGCAGCAGCAGCAGCAGCAGAUCUCUAACGGACACCAACAGAUGGGCGCCUGCAUCAACCAAAUUUCGGGAUUUCAAAUGAAUCCUCUCACCGGUGUCACCGCAAUGCCAAACUCAAUCAACAACUGCGCCCCCAUGUUCAGGACUGCAGAGACUUCUAAUGUUCAGUUUCCCCCCAAACCUUCUCUUCUAGCACCUUCUAGCAGCUGCAUGUUCCAAAACGCCGCCGCCCCCGCCCCCUCCGUGACCCUAAACGGCGUGCACCUCAGCCAGGCGCCCCCUUCCUCCUGUCAGAGACUGAACCCCGCCACCAGCCACAUCCCCUCCAAGCCCUCCUGUUUCUAUCAGGGGCUUCCCGGAGGUGGGGCAGUGCAGGGGAUGACCCCAAUCCCAAAUCCUGAUACGGCACUACCGUCCUGCCAAAUGACCCCCGGACUCGACCCCGAGAGCGUCCUGGCGCAGCAGCAGCAGUACCUAAACUUCAGCGAUCAGACACAGAUCAACAGCCGUCCAGUCGUAGGUAACGGAGGUUUCCCCUUCUCUUCGCUGCCCAAUGGGAACGCGUACUACUCAGAGAACAAAUAGGAAUCAGCCGCUGUGACUCUUGGACGGCAGAGGAUCCCCGAUACUGGACUGAAAUACAUUUUAAAAAGGGCCGUUUUUAAAGGAAACUGAAGAACAGAAAAGUGGACGAGAAGGACGAGGAGAUGAACCGGACCCGCUCUCUCUCUCUUCUGCUAUUCAACAGAAAGAGAGAUGAAAGCUUUAUGAGAUUGAGGAAGAAGAAAAGCUGGUAGUUUGGAGGUUUAUGGUGAAUUCCUCCUCAGAGCUGGUUGGAUUAUACCAAAAAAUAAGGAAAAAAGGAGAUAAUCGAUGUCCUGAAUCAGCAAAGUUUUGGUGCAAUCGUGAUCAAAUUUGAGGAAAUUUUGAACACAAGAAAGUUUCAGGAUGUCUGUUUUUUUCCAGAGGUGAACGUUUCCUGUCAUCAGUUCAUCAUGAGGAGGAAGAUUUAGUUUUUUGGGAAGGGAGGAAUCAGAAAGACUUGGAUGAAAGUUGGAGGGAAACCAAAACAAGCCGAUCACUCCUCAAAUCCUCUUCUAAGUUUUUUCUCUUGUAAAAACCAAAAACCUUAAAUCUCACCUUUAUAAUUAUGAGCUCAGUGUCUAUUUCAACUCUAAUUAGGAGUCGAUUCUUAAUUGAUUCCUAAAUUAAUCUAUAUUUUUAAACAAAGAUGGCAAAUAUUUUACAGUUUUAGGCUCUCAAACAACUUAUUUUUUGGUCUUACGUUAUAAAUAUUUGAAUAUUUUUGAGCUUUUGGAUUUUUUUGUCGGACUAAACCAGAUAUUUAGUUACUAUUUUCUGAUGUUUUAUCAACUUAAUUCAUCAAUUAAUACAAAAAAUACAGUAUUAACACUUAUUUUAUAUCAUUUUAAAUGUAGUUUUGUUGUUUUCGUGUCUCUAUUUUUCUUUUUUGACAUGACCAGAAUCAUGAAAUAUAAAAGCUAAAAUGUUCAGUAUGUUUUAAUUAUAGAUGGAUGUCAGAAAAUAGUGAACAUAUGUCUCUUAUUAGAUAAAUAUCACGUCAUUUAAUGUUUAGCUUUCUUCUGCCGACAGCUGAAAACUAAAAGAUAUUAAUUUACUGUCAUAUAUAACAAAGAAAAGGCUGAAACCAGCAAUUUUUGGGGCAUAUUGGCUUAAAGUAAAAGGACUAUUUCAUCAUCAUUGUAGUGUAUGACAAAUAAAAUCUAGAUUAGUUGAAAUAUAAAGGCCUAAAUGUUCAAUAUGUAGGGUUUCUUUCAUUAUCGAUGAGCAGUUUUGUCUGUAAAAUGUCAGAAAAUGUUUAAUUUUGUGCGACCAACAGUUGAAAACCAAAAGAUAUUAAAUAAGUGUCACAUAUGACAAAGAAAAACAUGAAAUUAUCACAUUUAAGAGGCUGAAACAUUUUUUUUUUUAAAAACCCAAUUUAUUUGAUGACUGUGGGUGUUUUCCUCUUUCAGCCACAGGGGGGCAGCAGUGAGUCAACUCCUUUUUUUAAUGAAAGUGACAUUUCAACUUUUUUUAAUCUUCUUAUUUUGGGGUUUUACAAGAGAAACCAUUGAAGGAUGGAGGAGUUACUAGUUUAUUUUUUGGUGAAUUAACUUCCCUCCACCUCCCAAAAUGUUGCCACGACAACGAUCGACAAGGCAAGAAAGGAGAAAAAGAAAGAAAAGAAAAAAGAAAGGCCUGUUUUAAAUCCUCUGCCGUCUCUCUGACGAACAAACAACUCCCUAUAAAAGCGCUCAGAAGGAUAAAAUAUAUCUACUUUUUGUUGUUGUUUUUUGUUGUUUUUGUCCUUUUUUUUUGUUUUUUGAAAGUUCAUUUCAAAUCUAUAUUGUCUCUUUAAUCUUCCCGCUGAGGGAGAUUUUUGCUUUGCAGACAGGGUAUAUUAAUUAAUGAAUUAAAAGAAAGAAAAAUAAAAUAAAGAAACGCACAAUAAAAAACAUCCAACUAACAAACAAACAAACAAACAAACAAACAGAGUUUAGGAGGAAUCAGUGAGGACAGCUGCUUGUUUUUAUGUCACUGAGCCAGUUUUAUAUGUCUUUUCUUUUUACUUUCUCUUUUAAAUAUUUCUGUUUCUUUUCUUUCUGUGGAAAAAAAAUACAGACAGUGCCUUAAAAAAACUGACAGAUCUGUUUGAAACUUUAAAGGGACAGUCUGUCAAUUUAAAUAAAAUAAAAUAUGAGUGGAAAUUUAGAAAAAAACAAAGUGAAUAAAAACUUACCAUUUGCCUUAACUUCAACAAGCCAAUUAUGUUUUAAAUAUUUAUUGCACUAUUUCUUUAAAGUGUUGCCAAAGCAUAAAGAAAAAAUUAUUACCAAGCCCCCCGAAGAUAAUUUUAUUAUAAAAUAAGCACAAAUUAAGAUGAUUUUAGUACUUAUUUCAUUAAAAAAUGAUGCUUUUAAUGGACUAAAUCUUCCAGAUUUGAUAGAAAAUAGAUUAAUAGCACAUUUUAGUAAAAAAAAAAAAGGCUUAAAAACAUAAAUGAAACCAAAUAAUAACAUACUGAUUUAUAUUUUUUGUGACAAAUUUCCGUCCUCUUCCUCUUUUCCUGUUUCCAAAUUAAUGUAUGGACGCUCUUGCUCGGAUCAGGAGUAAAAAAAAAACACAGAAGUUAAAAAACAAAACAACAAAAACAUACACACAAAAAACACAGUAUAAAGGCAGCUAUUGUAUAUUUUAAAUGAGGAAAUAAAUAGGGGGGAAAAAAGGAAUAAAAUGAAAUAAAACAACAAAAAAAAGGAGGGGUGUAAACUUCAAGUGCCUUUUUUUUUAAUUGAACCCUUUUGAUUGUUAAAAAAACACAAUUCAGCACUUAUAAAAGAAACGCUGGAAGUCGCUUCAUCCCCGUACUGAGCCAUUAAAACCUGCUUUUAUAGCCACAAAUAUACACAAAUAUAUCAUUUCCAGCACUUAUUUAAAACAGUUCUUCUACAAAAUGAAUAAUUUCCAGCGUAUUUUUUAAAAACCGAGGCAAGGAUCUUUUAAAAAACUUGACUUAAAUACCAAAUAAAAAGCCAUCUGUGAUGAUUUAAUGUCCGAGGAUACCAAAGGGAGAAAUAAAUGAUUUAUAUUUAUCUAUAAACACUUAAAACAGCAACUAAACGGCCGCACUGAUUGUAGUUUUACGUCGAUUUUAACAAACUAGAAUCGUGCUGCAUUCAAUUGUUAUGGGAAAAAGUUGUAAUUACCAGUUUAGGUGAACAAACCAGCUGUAGUUUUAUCUGUGAAAGCUUUUAAUUAGCACUUCAAACACAGCGUAACUCAAAUUUAAUGGAUUUAAUGUUACAUAUUUAUCAACUUACGCCAACAUCUACAGUAUGACAUGAAUUGUAAUUACAAGUCUUUUAAUUCCCAUAUUUCACGAAUGCUCCAUUCUCCGAGGGCUUGUUAAAGAGGCAUUCUGGGAUAUGUAGUAAAACCACUAACUGCAGUAGUUUAGAGGAGAGUCAGGUGCAGUUUGCAGUAUUUUAUUAUGACUUUGGCUCAGUUUGUUUUAGGAGUUUAAUGUGAAUAAUUAAACACAAAGAAAAAAACCCACAAACUUAACGUUGUCUUCUUAAAGAUUAUUCACUGAAAAUUGCAAUUAUGCCAAAAAAUCCCAAUAAUCAGUGUCUGAAAUGAUGCACAGACGGAAUAAACUGUAAAUAUCACUUCCAUACAAGACAAAAUAUAUGUUCAACAUUCAAAACAUGAAAAAUAUUAAGAAAAACACCAAAUUUGUUCAUAUAUUUACUUUAAAAAUGAAGCUUUUUUGUAUUUAAAGGUAAGAAAGUGGGAAAAUUCAGCCAAAGAAAUUAUAAAAUACUGUAAAAAACAACAUUAAACUCUCAAUUAUCUUCUCUGAGGAUGUUUUAGUGAGAUAAAAGGAGAUAUUUGACAAUUAUUUGGUGCUAUUAAAACAUCUUUACAGCAGAUUUUUAACCAAAAACACCAAAAAUAAACAUCACAGAUGGUCGAAUUCUUUUAGACUCAGUACAAAAAUGAAGCACGUUGCUCGGAGGUGUGUGAUUUUUUUAAAUUUUUAACAUAUUUUCUCCUUUUAAAAAAAAAUCCAGAGUGCUUUCAAUCAAAGCCUUUUUUUCUCCUCACAUGGUAUUCUGCAGAAAUAAAGAAAUAUAUCGUGUUGCCUGCUUAUAUAAAAACAAAAAACACAAAAUAUUAAAAAAAGGCUUUGUACUUAUACAUUUAUUGUUCAAACCCCUGAAAGGCCAAGGCCUUAAAAUGCAGUAUCUUUGUGUAUCUGUAUAUAAAUAUAUAUAUUUUCCUUCUUUUUCUGUUGUUUUUUUCAUAUAUUGUGUAUUUUAUUGUCAUAUCGCCUUAAUCUGACUCACGCUUAUCAUUUGUUUUGUACAUUUUCUGCACAGCAUAUACAUUAUGUAACCUCCUGUUAUGAUGUUUUGUUGUUGUUGUUGUUUUUGUAACUUUUCAACUUAUAUAAUUAUAUCUUUGUGGAUUUUGUGUUCAACAUUUUGUCUCCAACGGUGUAUGAGAGUUUGAGUCAAUCUUUUUUUUUUUCAUGCUCACCAUAUUAAAGGUGAUGUGAUCACACACUGA